CACAGCUAGCAGUGCAGUCACAGUAACAACAUAAGAAACUUAACCAAACUAUAUCCAAUCAGAUGAUGUAGGGGACCUGUUGACCCCUCCCAUCACAUAAACACAUGAUGAUUUUUGAACUUCUCUCACAACUUUCCUCCUGAUCCAUACUGUCUGCUGCUGCUAUGUGCAUGUAUGAGAGAUUUGGGUUUUGUGUUGAGAAGAUGAUCGCAAUGCUGGUGCUUCUGAUCUUAAAACCAGGAACUGUGAGUGCUGGUUGGCCAGUAACUUUUGAAAACCCAGAUGUUUGUGCUGUAAAGGGAUCAUCGGUGAGGCUUAGCUGCUCAUACAACUACACAGAUGGGGAAACUGUUGAAAACACUGCAUGGUACAAAGGGGAAUUAAAAGAUGGCAUCUGGAAACGUAUUGCACUCUCAGACCUUUCUUCAUAUGUAAAUCGUUCUGAAUAUAUUGGUGACCUGCAGCACGACUGUAGCUUGGCAAUUCAUGACCUGCGGGACAAUGACACCGGACAUUAUUACUUCAGGUUUGAUACAGAAAAGUAUGGAAGGCGGAGUAAAACAUCAGUUUUUCUGACUAUCACAGAGCUGAGAGCCAGAGUGUACCCUGACCGUGUGAGGGCAGGAGACAAAGUGACUCUUGAAUGUAGAACAGACUGCAAACGUAUCAACACGGUUUGGUUUAAAGAUGGAUUUUCAGUAGCCAAACCAGUGUUCCAAGCUCAAACACAGGAUGCUGGGAAUUAUUUGUGUGCUGUCGAAGGACAGGAGUCACUACAAUUUGCCCCUGUGUCUCUGGAUGUCCAGUAUCGUCCAGAGAAUAUUUCCAUUUUAAUGGACCCGCCACAUGUUGUUGAGGGCAGCAGUGUGAAUCUGACCUGCAGCAGUGUUGCUAACCCUGCAGCCGACAACUACACCUGGUACAGAAGCAAUGUUUCCAGCUCCAUGCUCCAGGUGGGAUCAGGACAGGUGCUGUCUCUCUCCUCUGUGGACGCGUCCCACACUGGACUCUACCUCUGCAUGGCCAGGAACCAGGUGGGGGAAAACAACUCAACUGAGGUUCUGCUGACAGUCGAUGAUAGAGAUAAAAUGCCUCUACUAACAGUUCACCACAUCAUCCUCUUUGUUGGUAUUGGAGUCAAAGUCUUUCUUGUCCUGUUGCUUCCUCUGGUCAUUAUCUGGGCAUGGAGGCAGAGACGUAAUUCUCCUGUGGAAAAAGAGGAGAGCAGCAAUGAUUAUGAAAACAUGAGCAUUGGCUAAACAGGUCAACAAAAACUGGGUUACAAAGAAGGAAGUGUCUAUUGACUGCCUCCGCCUCAGCCUGAUGACAUUUCAUUACACUUGAUACAUACCAAGAAUGUAAGUGACUUGUUUGCUGCCUGGAGGUCUACCAAAAAAGUCAAAAGUUGCCCAGCGAGUUUGCCGACAUGAAAAAUGCAGGAACAUCUCUCUUUAAUUCUCAACUCCUGUCUGUGUAAAUGUGUUCUCAUGCCACUGGACACAGGAGGGUUAGGAAUUGUAACAUUAUCAAAAAAUAUAUAAUAUAUACUAUAUUAAGUAAAUUAAAUAUCUGCAACCUUACCCAGAAUGUUACUAAGUUAAGCUAUUGAAUGUCCAUACUGGUGCAACAGACGUGGUCAAACCAGGAUAUGCUGCCCUCUGGAGCUUAAAAUACGAAUGUACAUUGUGUUCUGGUGAACUUGUAAAUGCUUUUUGACCUUCAGUCUCUUAAGUUAUUGGUAUAAUUUAAUAUAUUAACUAAAGCCAUAGCUUUGUUGCGGCUUGAAGUUUAAAAUUCAAUCUUGUAAUAAUGAGUGUUCAGUGCAUUUCAGGUGUGUUUGCAUUACACUGUAAACUGAUCAACAUAUGCCUCAUAUAUCAGUGAUUGCUAUUCAGUAAUCUCAUUGUGUACCUUCUUGUUAAAACUGCUGACCUAUAAACUGCUGAUCUAUAAACACAUUUCACACCUGGAUAUAUAAAAACAAGCAUCUCAAAUUGCUGUAAAACAGUAUAGAUUUUUUUAUAAGCUAUUGUCAUGCCGUCUUGAUAAGCAACAUCAAAAACACAGAAGAAUAUGUUAUUUUACAUGUUUUACUAUAGAAUAAACUCUUUGUCUUGUUUCCAAUGGAUUUUUUGAGCAAUAAUUCUUGGAAAAUGGAAAAUACAAAAAGAUUUUCAUUAAAUCUAAGAUUUCAGA
Centropristis striata (black sea bass) is the source of this 2196-nucleotide messenger RNA. RefSeq names its product B-cell receptor CD22-like. The coding region runs from base 165 to 1259 and encodes 364 amino acids. NCBI's taxonomy places the organism in Eukaryota, Metazoa, Chordata, Actinopteri, Perciformes, Serranidae. The transcript has 8 exons. The record is from RefSeq and is a predicted model, not a curated record.